Molecule: messenger RNA, 978 nt
Organism: Rubroshorea leprosula
Lineage: Eukaryota; Viridiplantae; Streptophyta; Magnoliopsida; Malvales; Dipterocarpaceae
Source: the annotation of a GenBank genome assembly
CUUUCAGCAGUUUCUUCUUCACUCUAACUUCCGAAGAACCCAGAAGACGACGAAGAAGAACGAUGGCUCUCGGGGUCAAAGCCUUCCCCUUCACGUUUGUGGUGCACUUGCUUGGGAUCGCCGGCGUCGUUUUGGUUCUUGUUUGGUGCAUACACUUCAGAGGCGGUCUAGCCUGGGAAUCUUCAGACAAGAGUCUCAUCUUCAAUAUUCAUCCUGUACUGAUGCUAAUUGGCCUAAUUAUCAUUGGUGGUGAAGCUAUUGUUAGUUACAAGUCAGUCCUUUUGAAGAAGGAAGUGAAGAAAGUAAUACAUCUCACUCUGCAUGCUAUUGCACUGAUUCUGGGUAUUGUUGGCAUCUGCGCUGUAUUCAAGUACCAUAAUGAGAGUUCAAUCGUCAAUCUCUACAGUUUGCAUUCUUGGCUUGGAAUUGUGGUCAUCAUCCUCUAUGGCAUUCAGUGGAUAUAUGGGUUUAUUAUAUUCUUCUACCCGGGAGGAUCAGAGGGACUAAGGGCAGACUCGCUUCCAUGGCAUGUGGCAUUUGGGAUGUUUGUGUACGUGCUAGCAGUUGCCAAUGCUGCCUUAGGAUUUCUGGAGAAGCUUACAUUCCUUGAGAACUCGGGUCUUUCCAAAUUUUGUUCUGAAGCCAUCCUUGUAAACUGCCUUGCUGUGAUCACAAUUCUGUAUGGAGCCUUUGUGAUAUUAGCAGUUGGUUGCCAGGGUAAUGAAGAAGAUGACCACAGCUAUUCAGCUAUAUAAAUAUAAAUGCUGUAGAUAGAUGUACCAAAUAAUUGUAAUUCUCUUUUCUGUGAUUGUGAUUGUUAUGAAAGCCAGGAUCUCUACUGGUUGUAUUAGUAGAACAUGAAAUCAUUAUCUAUUUUCUCGUAGACAUGAACUUAUGGUCUAUAAUAGUAGAUUGUGUUCUCUGUACUGUAUCCUCUGUAACUGCUUUGUUUGUUCUUCAUCCUGCAAAAUUUUAGCC